UAAUAUUAUAUUAGAUAUAUAUAAAAGAUCACAUAUAAAAGAUGUAUAUUUGUAGUUUGUAAAAUAUAUUUUUGAAUGAGGUAUAUAUUUUAUAAUAUCGCUGGGUACAAGAAUUUUACAUAAUAGUGGGGAUAUGUUCAACAGAAGUAUCAUUCUUGGCUCAAGAUGAUAUUAAUCUCAGAGCUAUUUCCACGCGAGAUAUAUCCAGGUGAAGCACAGUGACUUUUAAAUUUAAUUAUUAGAUUCUUAUUAUUUAAUUAGAAAAAUACGAAAAAAUAUGACCACUAUUGACAAGGAAUAUAAAAUAAUACCACUUCAUAAAAGACCAGAUUUAAUUCCAGAUUGUUGUACAUUAUUGAAUUCUGAAUGGCCAAGAAGUGAAACUGCACGGUUAAAAUUUUUGAAUGUAUCAUGUGAUGAAUUUCCCACAUGUCUUAUAUUAGUUGACAAAGAAGAUAGAGUACUUGGUCAUUGUAAAAUAUCUUUGAUACCUAGAUUACGUCACAGUUGUUUUAUACAAUCAGUAAUAAUUGACUACCAGUGUAGAUCUCAAGGACUUGGAUCUAAAUUAUUACGUGGAGCUGAAGAACAUGUAGCAAAAAAAGGAAUUAAAAAUGUAUAUUUAAUAACUAAAGGUCAAGAAGUUUUUUACUUUAAAAAUGGUUAUAAAACCUGUGAUCCAUUUAAAGCAUCAGGAAUUAAUGAUGUUGUAUAUUCUAGUGCAGCAUUUACUAAAGCAAAACUUAAGGAGAAAAGUACACAGUGUUGUGGUCCACCACCACCUCCAAUGCCAAAUUUUCAAAUGCCAAAGUUUUAUGAUUUAGGUGUUAUAACACACAGAACACAUAUGGUAAAAAAAUUAUCAUUACAAUAGUAAAACAAUAAUGAACAAUUUUCUUUUUACAUAUAAGAUUUUUUACAUAUUCCAUAUAUAUAUUAUUUAUUUAUUUAUCUAGAAAAUUAUUUUUUUAAUUUUAAUUUUAAUUGCUUUUAAAUGUAGAAAUGUUUCUCAUGCAUACAUCUCAUUCAUAUAUUACAAAUCAUAAUUUACAAUCAUUCCAAUAGAUGUUUAAAAACAUAGAUAUUCUUUAAAAAAUUAACAAUUUCUUUUGUACAAAUUAAAAAUAAUAAAUUUUUAAAUUUAUUAUUUACUUUUUUAUAUCUUUAAAAAUAAACAAAAUUUUAUAAAAUACUCUUAAGUUUUUUACAUAUUACAAAAUAUAUUUUUUGUUAUAUUAUGCAAUGUUAGCAAUACCACAAAUUUUUUGAUAAUGUUCUGUUUGUUGAAGACUUUCAAUAAGAAAAGCACCUAAAUCAUGUUUGGAAAUAGCUCGACCUGGAGAUUCAUCAUGUUUCACUAUAUAUUUUGAAUUUGGUACAUCUGCAAAUUCAUAAAAUAUUAAUCUUUUUGAAUUGUAAAAAUAUAUAAAUAUACAUAUAUAUAUUAAUAA
Apis cerana (Asiatic honeybee) is the source of this 1451-nucleotide messenger RNA. It is a transcript of the gene Naa80, whose product is annotated as N-alpha-acetyltransferase 80. Gene Ontology annotation, biological process: protein acetylation. Gene Ontology annotation, molecular function: acetyl-CoA binding; N-acetyltransferase activity. Lineage: Eukaryota; Metazoa; Arthropoda; Insecta; Hymenoptera; Apidae. The record is from RefSeq and is a predicted model, not a curated record. Gene Ontology annotation, cellular component: cytoplasm.